Molecule: messenger RNA, 5011 nt
Organism: Pezoporus occidentalis (night parrot)
Lineage: Eukaryota; Metazoa; Chordata; Aves; Psittaciformes; Psittacidae
Gene: CAPN5
Product: calpain 5
Exons: 13
Coding region: 81-2006 (641 amino acids)
Biological process (GO): proteolysis
Cellular component (GO): cytoplasm
Molecular function (GO): calcium-dependent cysteine-type endopeptidase activity
Source: RefSeq, a predicted model, not a curated record
GCUCACCAGCAUCCAUCCGUGCACUGCCUUGUGUGGGGCGUGUUCUGCCUGCAGCGGGCGCUGGGGGCCGGUGGGGAAGGAUGUUCUCCUCGGUGAAGCCCUACGAGAACCAGCGCUACGCCUCCCUGAAGAAGGAAUGUCAGCGGAGGAAGCAGCUCUUCGAGGACCCGCUUUUCCCUGCCAAUGAUGAUUCACUGUUCUACAAGUCAAGGAUCCAGGGCAUCCAGUGGAAGCGACCCAAAGAAAUCUGCAAUGAUCCACACCUCUUUGUGGACGGGAUCAGCUCCCAUGACUUACACCAAGGGCAGGUUGGGAACUGCUGGUUCGUGGCUGCCUGCUCCUCCCUGGCAUCCCGGGAGUCGCUGUGGCAGAAGGUCAUCCCAGACUGGAAGGAGCAGGAAUGGAAUGCUGAGAAACCCGAGAACUAUGUGGGGAUCUUCCACUUCCAGUUCUGGCGUUUCGGUCAGUGGCUGGAUGUGGUGAUCGAUGACCGCCUGCCCACACUCCACAACCAGCUCAUCUACUGCCACUCCAACUCCAAGAACGAGUUCUGGUGUGCCUUGGUGGAGAAAGCUUAUGCCAAGUUGUCAGGCUGUUACGAGGCCCUGGAUGGAGGCAACACAGCUGAUGCCCUGGUGGACUUCACUGGUGGGGUGUCUGAACCUAUUGACCUGACCGAAGGGGACUACAUUGCUGAUGAAGCCAAGCGAAACCUCCUCUUUGAGCGCGUGUUGAAGGUGCACAACCGGGGAGGCCUCAUCAGCUGCUCCAUCAAAGCCACCUCAGCAGCAGACAUGGAGGCCCGCCUGGCCUGUGGACUGGUGAAGGGCCACGCGUACGCGGUGACGGACGUGCGGAAGGUGCGCCUGGGCCAUGGCCUCCUGUCCUUCUUCAAGUCAGAGAAGCUGGACAUGAUCCGCAUGCGCAACCCGUGGGGCGAGCGGGAGUGGAAUGGCCCUUGGAGUGACACCUCUGAGGAGUGGCAGAAAGUGAGUAAAAGUGAAAGAGAGAAGAUGGGGAUGACGGUGGAAGACGAUGGAGAGUUCUGGAUGACCUUUGAGGAUUUCUGCAAGUACUUCACGGACAUCAUCAAGUGCCGUCUCAUCAACACGUCCUACCUGAGCAUCCACAAGACCUGGGAGGAGGCAGUGCUCCACGGGGCAUGGACCAGAAACAGUGACCCCUUGAAGAACCGCUGUGGAGGCUGUAUCAACCACAAAGACACCUUUUUGCAGAACCCUCAGUACGUAUUUGAUGUGAAGAAGGCAGAAGAUGAAGUGCUGAUCUCCAUCCAGCAGAAGCCAAAAAGGACCAGUCGCAAAGAGGGCAAAGGAGAGAACUUGGCCAUAGGUUUUGACAUCCAUAAGGUGGAGCUGAACAGGAACUACCGGAUGCACACCCUGCAGCAGAAGGUGGCCAGCUCUAUUUACAUCAACUCCCGCAGUGUCUUCCUGCGGACAGACCUGAAGGAAGGUCGCUAUGUCAUCAUCCCCACCACUUUUGAUCCCGGUCAUGUAGGCGAGUUCCUUCUCAGGAUAUUCACAGAUGUGCCUUCAGACUGCAGAGAGCUGACACUGGAUGAGCCACCACAUACCUGCUGGAGUGGGAUGUGCGGUUACCCACAAGUGGUAUCCCAGAUCCAUGUCCUUGCUGCAGCCGGGCUCAAGAAUCAGGACUCCCAAGGAGGAGCUGACCCUUACGUGAUCAUAAAGUGUGAAGGGCAGAAAGUUCGCUCUCCCGUGAAGAAGAACACGGUGUCUCCAGAGUUUGACGUGAAAGGGCUCUUCUACCGCAAGAAGCCAGGACAACCCAUCAUUGUUCAGAUCUGGAACCACAACUUAAUAAGUGACGAGUUCUUGGGCCAAGUGGUGCUCACAGGGGACCCCAGUGACCGGCAAUCAGUGCACACACUGCACCUCCAGGACAAGGGGAACAAGAGAUCAAAUGAUCUUCCUGGAACCAUCGCUGUGAGGCUGCUCAGCAGUAACAUCCUCACCAACGUCUGAGUACUCAAGGACUCUUCUUCUGGUGCCACAUAUGUGUAUAUAACAUGCACACAUACAUAUAUAUAUAUAUACACACACAGAGCCUACCUACCAUCUGCAAAGUGCAUAUGAACCAUGCAUGCAUUCCACUCAAAGGAGCCAAUCUUGUGUUUUCAACGUUGACAAAUGGUGCCUUUUUGGGGAACCACAACGAUCCUUCUGCUGGCAUCCUCUCUCUUGCAGCCCCCAUCGCCUCCGUGUGUCCCAUGGGAUCGCUGUGUGUCCUGACGGCCAGAGCACAAUGCCCUGCUUGUUUACACAGGCUUCACGCACGUGCCACCGUGUACCAUGGGUCCCACCAACUUGCUUCAAUGCACCUUCGAUGUAUCUGCUUGAUUUAAGAGUUGUCAUCUGCCCUGAAACUGCCAUUUUAGUGCUUGUCUUCGGAGGCACAGCAGUGCACGAGAAGUGGGAAAAGAGAUUGGGACCUUUUGGAUGUUCUCUGGGUAUGGGUUUGCUUAGUGCAGCUGGAAGGAGAAUGCACCAAGGCAGUCCCGUAUCCCAAAUCCACAUGGCCAACAAGAGUAAAGGCUCCAUCAUUUUAGGGACAAGCUGUCUCCUCUUGAGUCUUGCCAAUUGUUCAACCCCGUGCAACUCUGAAGGAUACAAAGAUGCCAACAACCAUGAUGGGACAACUGGAAUUGUUCUGGUCUCAGCUCCUGUGUGUGCCUCUCGAACUGCCAUGGUGCCUGCUGUCUCCAUGUCUUCAUGCAGUCCCCAUCCCAAGAGCUCACUCCCAUAGCUGGGGUGGGUUGUGUGCUGGGGCCAUUCUGUGUUUAGAUAAGGGGAGAUCAAUUCCUCUGAAGGCCAAAGCAUCAGGUCCAAGGGAUGGGGAGCUUCACUCAGUGGGCUCCAUCUUCACCGCUGCAUCAUUUCUCAGUGCCUGGCUUUCCCAAAUUCCUCUGUAAAACAGUGGGAUUUUAGCUUGUGCUAAAGGAGCGCUGCUCCCAGUGCAGCCUGAAAACGCUGGGAAUGUUUCAUUCAUACCAGUGUCCAUCUCUCACCUUUCGUUUCCAGUCUCCUGGCCUGGAGGAUGAGUUACACAGUGCUAGAGCUGGUCUCACAAGCACAACCCAAACGCAUCCUCAGGGCCGUGGUCUGCUCCCGUUUGCCAUGAAGUUGAUCUUGAUUCCACUGGGUGGCAGAAUCCGGCUCCUUAUAAAGCAUCCCAGAUAAGCCCAACAGCAAAGCCUUGGCUGGCCUUGCAGCAGGUUUCAAAGCAGGUGCUUCUCAUGGUGUUUAGGUUGGGUUUGUUUCCUUCACGUGCCUUUAAAACGGGGCAAAUUAAGGGAUUUCCCAUUUUCUAUCAAGCACUCACUGCAUGCAAGUGGAAAUGAAUGCAUAUGCUGUAAUCCUGGUAGGAAAAGGACGAGUGAACAGCAAAGCCCUCUUUUGCCAUAGCAAGUAGGGUUUCUGCUUGUCCUGCUAAAUGCCCAUGUUUGUGCUGCAAGCUGGUACGGCUUCAUUGACUUGUACAGGCCCUUUCUUCAUCUUCAGAUUUUGCCUCCUAUAGUAAAGAAUUGGGGUUUUGACCAAAUUGCUUUUUUAGGUCUUGAUUCCCAGGCAAGCAGUGGCCCAAAGGAUGCACUUUCCAGGUCUCAGUUAUUACAGGCUUGCACUGAGCAUCCUUCAGCUCCUGGUGCUGGGACUUAGUUUAGUUCAGCAUCUUGCAGGAUUGGCUAAAACGGUCCUAGUUUAGUAAGUAACACUUUGACCCAAACAAAACUCAAAGCAAAUCCUUGAAAUUGGGCAAAUUCAUAGAAUUAGAGAAUCCUGGACUGGUUUGGGUUGGAAGGGACCUUAAAGCUCACCCAGUUCCAACCCCUGCCACGGGCAGGGACCCCUUCCACUAGAGCAGCUUGCUCCAAGCCCCUAUGUCCAACCUGGCCUUGAACACUGCCAGGGAUGUGGCAGCCACAGCUUCUCUGGGCACCCUGUGCCAGCGCCUCAGCACCCUCACAGGGAAGAGCUUCUGCCUUAUCUCCAACCUGAACUUCCCCUGUUUCAGUUUGAACCCAUCACCCCUUGUCCUGUCGCUACAUCCCUGAUGAAGAGUCCCUCUCCAGCAUCCUUGUAGGUACCCUUCAGGGAUAGAUAGCUCUUCUGGCAGGGGGAAUAGGUAAAGGAGAGCAUCACAGCACCAUCACAGGAGCUUUGCGCCAUCAGCAGCAGAUGGGGGAUAGCCAGCCUGCCUGCAUUAGCCUUGUUUCCUCAGGAAAUCAGGCUACUGAGAGCUUCAGUGGAGGAGACCCAUUUGGCAAGGAGUGCCCUGACAUGUGCCAAACCACACCGUGAUCCCUAAGGAACGGCACUGAAGCUUGCUGAGGAGUAGCGGUGCCUUGGUACCCAUGAGCAGCCUCCUUCCUUCCUCCAGAGAAUCAAGCCAUAAAGAGAGGAAAGGCAGCUUUUUAGCAGCUUCUUCUAAUGUAUAACAAUAAUCACACUAUAUCAGGACCAAAAUGUCUUAAUAUCAGUAAUGCUUGUUUUUCCCCACAAACUUUAGGACAGUUAGAGCAGGAGCCUUCAUGCCCUUACAUUCCAAUGGAAUAACAAAAACUACCUUUGUUGCUUUCUUCCUUUCCUUGUUUGUAGUGCAGAUGAGGGAGGGCAGUUACUGAAAUGCCAUUCCUAACACUGAUGCCUUUUCCCUUUGAAUGAAGUAAAGAGAUGUCUGAGAGGAGGGCAGGUCCAGGAAGCACUUCCCAGUCCCUCCCAGGUGCUGUGGGGCAUAUCCAUGAUUUCUUUCCCAUGUCUUUUGUUAAUCAUUUCAACGGUGGCAAGCAGCCUGCCUUUACACUCUGUGGAAUCCAUCUCUUUGGGGUGUCUGCACGUUAAAGCAGGCUGUGACUUGUCUUCAUCCCCAAAGGCACUGGGGUGUCGCGCUGCACAGGUUCAGAGCGUGGUCCAGCCAGGAAGCCAAGGUUGUACAGCUGUAAACCUCCUAUAAAUAAAUUGUGUAUAUUUUA